Molecule: messenger RNA, 1822 nt
Organism: Polychytrium aggregatum
Lineage: Eukaryota; Fungi; Chytridiomycota; Chytridiomycetes; Polychytriales
Product: WD40-repeat-containing domain protein
Exons: 7
Coding region: 126-1625 (499 amino acids)
Biological process (GO): rRNA processing; positive regulation of transcription by RNA polymerase I
Cellular component (GO): nucleolus
Molecular function (GO): protein binding
Source: RefSeq, a predicted model, not a curated record
AGUGCGGGGACUGUGAGAUGAUUAAUUUCAUUUCGGCCGCCGAGCACCUUUUUUUUGGGAACGACCUUUGACCCGCGCCCAGCCGGUCCGCCGUCUGGCACGAACAGCAAGAUCAACAGCCCGACAUGUCGUCCGACUACAAGAAGCUCGGCAUCAAAAAGUAUCCCCGCCUGCAGACCCGACAGACGGCCGAGACCCGGUACUGGAGAAAGUUCAAGAGUCCUAUCCUGGUCAAAGAGUACGCCGCGGUUACUGGAAUCCACUUUUCGCCAGUCGCUCCCUUUGACUUUGCCGUGACGAGCUCAGCGCGAGUCCAGAUCUACAGCCAAACAACGCACUCUGUCAAAAAGUCCAUCUCACGAUUCAAGGAUACGGCAUAUUCUGGAACGAUUCGUGAUGACGGGAAGCUCUUGGUUGCGGGCGAUGCCAGUGGCCUCGUCCAGGUCUUUGACCUCAACAGCCGAGCUAUCCUGAGAACGCUGGAGGGACACAAAGAUGGCGUACGAGUCGCCAAAUUCUCCUCCCUAAAGACGCAAGUGCUCUCGGCCUCGGACGACAAAACGGUCAAGCUCUGGGAUGUCCCUGUUGGCGAGAACAUUGUCACCUUUGACGAGCACGAAGACUAUGUUCGAUGCGGCAUGGUGUCGCAAGAGAACAGCAACUUGGUUCUCACGGGCUCAUAUGAUCACACCGUCAAGCUCUGGGACGCCAGAGCCAAGGUCUGUGUGGCUACGAUGAACCACGGAUUCCCGGUCGAAUCGGUGCUGAUGUUCCCGGGCGGUGGCCUUGUAGCCUCAGCUGGCGGGGCCCAUCUGAAGAUUUGGGACAUACUUGGCGGUGGCCGCCUGAUCCAGUCUCUAUCGAAUCAUCAAAAGACGAUCACAUCCAUGUGCUUUGAUGGAAGCUACUCUCGAAUUCUCACGGCGUCUCUGGAUCAGCAUGUCAAGAUCUAUAACGUUCAGGACUACAAAAUCACACACAGCGUCAAAUACCCCGCUCCUAUCCUGAGUAUUGGUCUAUCGCCGGACGACACUCAUUUGGUUGUGGGUAUGACAUCGGGCCUGUUGUCGAUUCGACAACGCGUUGUAAAAACCCAGGAGCUCGUCAAUGCCCAGCGCCAGACUGAGGAGCUGCGAGGCGGAACCUACAAAUACUUUAUCCGUGGCUCAAAGAAUCUGCCUGGAAGCGAUGACCUGAAAAUCGAAUCGCGGCGAAAGAAGCGGCUCCGCAGCUACGACAAAUAUCUCAAAACCUUCCAGUACGGCAGCGCGCUAGAUGCCGUGCUCGCCACGAACCAACCGGUGCUGAUCAUUAGCUUGUUGGAGGAGCUCAUUCACCGCGAUGGCUUGAAGAUUGCAUUGGGAGGACGAGAUGAGGAUUCCCUCGAGCCCACGGUGCGAUUCUUGAUGAAGAACCUCACCAAUCCAAGAUACUCGUCGCUCCUGAUUGACAUCUCAAAUCUUAUUCUGGAUAUGUAUGGCUCAGUCAUCGGUCAGUCCAUCAUAAUCGACGAGCUGCUCUCGUCUAUGAAGCAAAAGAUGAGAGACGAGCUGAACGUCCAGGAGAAGAUCACCGAGGUGCUUGGGUUUCUGGACACACUUUUUUCAUCGUCGCUCAAAAUAUAACUCAUGACGCCCCAAAGAGACUGGCUGCCCUCAAGCCGAGAAGGCAAGUGUGGGCCAACGGAGCACGGCCGAGGCAUGCUGCACCCAGUGUUGCCCAAAUACGUCACACUCGAGUACACCGGCAUCCAUGUCCAUAAGUCCUGAAAUAUACACACACGUCGAUUCAAGGCGUACUGAGCGGCUAUGCUGGUUGGCCC